AUGCCACCGCCGAAAUUCCUGUGCCCCGCCGAGGGUAUUUAUGACAUUUCACUUAAUCCUAUGCCAAGUGGCUUCUUACCAAUGGUUGCUCCCUCCCCAAUCAGCGAGACAGCUAGGACCGGUUCUCUCCCUCGCAUCUCUCUCACGUUGAAGCCGCCACCCCCUCCCCUUCUCUCGCGUCGAUGCCGCCGACCCCUCCCCUUCCCCUCGCGCCGCCGCCCUCGGAGAAGCACCGCGGCCGCUGCUGCUCCGCGUCGCCGCUCCUCACCCACCCACCGCGACCGCCUUCUCUCCCGGAACCCUAGCCAGUCACACGCAGCCCAUGGCGUCGCCCUCGGCCAUCGCGUCGUCGCGGGGCUCGUCGUGCAAGGGCACGGCUUCUGCCAAGGCCGCAUCGGAGGCCGACCAGGAGCUCUUGGCCUGGUAGCUCUUCCUCUUCCCAUUCGCCCCUUCGUCUCUGAAUUUUGCCGCUGCUCGGCCUCCUCUCGCCGCUGGCCGUCCGUGCUGCCGCUCGUGGCGCAGCAGUUCGAGGACACGCUGGUGCGCAUCCUGCUCGCCGCUGCCGCCGUGUCCUUCGCGCCCACACUCUCGUCGGCGGCGGGCGCGCUCACGCUCUCGGCCUUCGUCGAGCCGCUCGUCAUCUUCCUCACCCUCGUGAGUCCCUCGUUGUCAACGCCGCCGUCGGCGUCUGGCAGGAGACCAACACCGAGAAGGCGCUCGAGGCACUGCGCCAGAUCCAGUCCGACCACGCCACCGUGCGACGCGACGGCGAGUGGGCGCCCGCCCUCCCCGUCCGCGAGCUCGUCCCCGACGAGCGGGGCAGCGGGCGACGGCGACGGCGACGGCCAAGGGAGAAGGGGAACGGCGCUGCGGCCGCGUGCUGGGCCUGGGGAGCAAGCGACAGAUGCGAGAUGCAGGCUGGGGCCAGGAGAGCAGACUAGAGACGAGGGUUGGGGAGACCGGAACACCCGGCACACCCUUUUGCUACGCCAAUGCCGCUCAAGCUCUGUUGAGACAUGGAACCGAAGCCGUGAGGCGGACAUCAUCAUUUUGUCAGAUUAAGUGUGGAGUUACAAGUAUCAUUUUUUCACAAAGGAAGAAAUUUGGAGUAAUUACGGCCUUGGCGCUCUUCAUGUUGUGAGAGAACCUGUUCAGUAGGAUGCCGACAUGCAUGAGGAAGCCAACGGACAGCCAGAGCUGGAAGGCGUGGAGCUUGAGCUGCAGUGACGACGACAACUUGGGUGUCAGCUGCAAAAAACUGCAGUUCAAAGUGUUCAACCAAGUGUUUUCCAUCCACUGCAUGGCUGGCUAGGAGUGGCUGUCCGACGGGGUGCUCGGUGAGGUCGAAGCCACCGCGUACUGGACUGCCGUCGCGCCAAACUUCGAGGAGUACGGCAGUGCCGUGGCCAGGGCCAACCCUUCCGGUGCCGAGAACGUGGCCAAGUGGAUCAUGUGGUGCGGGGUGAUGACCGUGGACAGGCUCCGCUGGCGGAACAAGGUGCUCCGAAAGAGGAUUCAAACCGGCGAUAAUGAGGCCGAGGUCUGCCCGGAGAUGCUCAGGUGUAUCAAAAGGUUUCUUUGUACUUAAUUACACGCCGCAGCGGCGACCAAGAAGCGCGUGGCCCAGCUGACCAAGAAGGCCAGGAACGUGGCGCCGGUGACAAGGAGCCCGGAUUUAAGUAUCUUUGCUGGGUGUCGAUGGUGCUGACACAUUAUUAAAGGGAAGAGGAUCAACUACCCGAUUUUCAUCAGUGAUGACAAAGGUAGAUGCCGUCGGAAACGCCACCGUGCUAGAAUGCCAGGGAUUAAAGUUGUGUGCAGUGAACGUGUGAGAGGACCAAAAAAAGAGUUGACUUGCUGUGUAAUUUUGUGAUAUAACUUCUUCUCUUUUAUCGAUGGAGGAGGUAGUCAGAAGUUGUCAUUUUGAAACGCCUCCACUUCUUCUGCAAAAGAUUGGUGAAUUUUCCAAAGGGACGGAAGAAGUCGAUCAAAGGAUCUACUCACCUGAGGGCCUCGAAGUGUUGGAGCUUGGAUCUGGGGGGUGCAUUGGCACCCUCGCGCCAAGGCGCGUUACCGAUCUAGUCGAGAGAUGAAGGGAGCGCGGCGAGAGGGUUCUUGAGGAAAGGAUGGCCGUGGAUCCCUCCGCGGAAGAUUAAGAAUUUUCCCCUGUGCUACGUCGUCAUAGUGGCCACGGUCGCCUGCCUCCGUGCUUUGUAACUCCUCGGAUUUGUGUUCUGGGGAGCAUAUUCAUUUUUACAGUGGACCGAUGAUAUGAUAAUACUUUACUG
This is a messenger RNA of Triticum urartu, 2288 nucleotides long. RefSeq lists its product as uncharacterized. The record is from RefSeq and is a predicted model, not a curated record. Lineage: Eukaryota; Viridiplantae; Streptophyta; Magnoliopsida; Poales; Poaceae.